Molecule: messenger RNA, 633 nt
Organism: Pterocles gutturalis (yellow-throated sandgrouse)
Lineage: Eukaryota; Metazoa; Chordata; Aves; Pterocliformes; Pteroclidae
Gene: CTSS
Product: cathepsin S
Exons: 5
Biological process (GO): immune response
Cellular component (GO): lysosome
Molecular function (GO): cysteine-type endopeptidase activity
Source: RefSeq, a predicted model, not a curated record
UGGAGGGAGAAGGGAUGCGUCACGGAUGUGAAGAAUCAGGGCGCGUGUGGGUCGUGCUGGGCGUUCAGCGCUGUGGGAGCCCUGGAAGCCCAGGUGAAGCUGAAGACAGGGAAGCUGGUGUCCCUGAGCGCCCAGAACCUCGUCGACUGCUCCAUGAUGUACGGGAACAAAGGCUGCAGCGGAGGUUUCAUGACCAAUGCUUUCCAGUACAUCAUCGACAAUGAAGGGAUCGACUCGGACGAUUCCUACCCCUACACGGCUCAGAAUGGGACCUGUCAAUACAACGCUUCCACGCGAGCCGCCACCUGCUCCAAGUACGUUGAGCUCCCGCAUGCCGAUGAAGCUGCCCUGAAAGACGCUGUGGCCAACAUCGGGCCGGUCUCUGUCGCCAUUGACGCCACCCUGCCCACGUUCUUCUUGUACAGGUCAGGCGUGUACGAUGACCCCCGCUGCACGCAGGAGGUGAACCACGGAGUACUUGCGAUCGGCUAUGGCACCCUAAACGAUAAGGACUACUGGCUUGUGAAAAACAGUUGGGGCGUACGUUUUGGCGACCAGGGCUACAUCCGCAUGGCAAGAAACCACGCGAACCAUUGCGGGAUCGCCAGCUAUGCCUCUUAUCCGCUGAUAUAG